AUGUCUGCGUCAAAGCCGAAUUGGUGGAAAGCCAGCACCUGUUAUCAAAUUUGGCCCGCUUCAUACAAAGACACCAAUGGCGACGGAAUUGGCGACAUCCCGGGAAUCAUCAGCACAUUACCGUACCUGAAAGACCUCGGAGUCGAGACGAUAUGGCUGUCACCUAUGUACGACUCGCCGCAGAAGGACAUGGGCUACGACAUUUCCAACUACGAGGAUGUCUAUCCCCCUUAUGGGACAGUCGCCGAUAUGGAUCGGUUGAUCAAGGAGUGCCACGACCGGGGGAUGAAGCUGAUUCUGGACCUGGUCAUCAACCACACGAGCGACCAACACGCGUGGUUCCAGGAAUCUCGCAAAAGCAAGACCAACGAGUACGCAGAUUGGUAUGUCUGGCGGGACCCGAAAAUCAUCAACGGCAAGAGACACCCACCGAGCAAUUGGCGAUCCAUCUUCGGCGGCAGUGCAUGGGAGUACUGCGAAGAGCGAGACCAGUAUUACCUCCACUUGUUCGUGAAGGAGCAGCCGGAUUUGAACUGGGAGAAUGAGGAGGCCCGCAAAGCGAUCUACAAAUCCGCCAUUGAGUUCUGGCUCAACAAGGGCAUCGACGGCUUUCGAGUGGAUGCCUGCAAUUUGUACUCCAAGGACGUAUUGUUUCCCGACGCGGUGACGAGGCUUCAUGGAGAAGAAUUCCAGCCUGCGGAGGACCACUACAUCAACGGCCCACGCAUGCAUGAAUGGCUGAGAGAGCAACGUCAACAGGUCCUCGACAAAUACGGUGACAUCUUGAUGGUCGGGGAAUUACCUUUCACAGAAGCGGCAGAGGUGUUGAAAUACGUCUCCGCCGAGGCGAGAGAGCUGAGCUGUGUGUUCGACUUCGACGUAGUUAUGCUGGGCACCCCGAACGGGGGUGGAGGCAAAAAGCACCAUACUGUCCGGCACACUCUGCCGCAGUUCAAGGAGGCGAUUCGAAAGGUGCAGCAUCUGAUCCGCGGCACGGAUGCCUGGACGACGGUGUUUCUGGAGAACCACGACCAAGGCCGCAGCCUGUCGCGGUUCGCCACGGACAAGCCGCAAUGGCGGGAGAAGGCGGCCAAGAUGCUGGCCGUGCUGAUGUGCACUCUCACGGGCACCCUGUUCCUCUACCAAGGCCAGGAGAUCGGCAUGUACAACCACCCGGAACAUUGGGGAGUCGAAGAGCUACGCGACAUCGACUCGCUGAACGCGUACAACGACGUCAAGACCCGCCACAAGGACGACCCGCUCUGGCUGAAGAAGGCCAUGAAGGGCCUCCAGCUGGUCGGCAGGGACAACGCCCGCCUGCCCGUGCAGUGGGACGCGUCCGCCAACGCGGGCUUCACAACCGGCAAGCCCUGGAUCCGCGUCCACGACGACUACGAGGCCGUCAACGUCGCCGCGCAGCGCGCCGACCCGCACUCCCCCCUGGCCUUCUGGAAGAAGAUGAUCGCGCUGCGCAAGCAGCACGCCGAGCUCAUGGUCUUCGGCACCGACUUCGAGGUCUGGGACUUCUUCGACCAGGACGUCUUCACCUUCACCAAGGCCCACCCGGACGGGCACCACAAGCUGUUCGUCUUUCUCAAUUUCUCCGACGACCUCCAGCCGUUGCAUUACCCGCAUGGCUUGGAAGGGAUGAAGAAGGAGUUGUUGGUCAGUAAUCUCAGACAAGGGGAGGAGGAGGUGGGCAGGUAUUUGACCCCUUGGGAGGCGAGGGUGUAUUUGGUCAGAGAGACUGUUCUUAAUGGGUAUUAG
This is a messenger RNA of Cladophialophora psammophila CBS 110553, 1767 nucleotides long. RefSeq names its product glucan 1,6-alpha-glucosidase. Gene Ontology annotation, molecular function: alpha-amylase activity. The coding region runs from base 1 to 1767 and encodes 588 amino acids. NCBI's taxonomy places the organism in Eukaryota, Fungi, Ascomycota, Eurotiomycetes, Chaetothyriales, Herpotrichiellaceae. The record is from RefSeq and is a predicted model, not a curated record. Gene Ontology annotation, biological process: oligosaccharide catabolic process. The transcript has a single exon.